Molecule: messenger RNA, 416 nt
Organism: Xiphias gladius (swordfish)
Lineage: Eukaryota; Metazoa; Chordata; Actinopteri; Istiophoriformes; Xiphiidae
Product: periodic tryptophan protein 2 homolog
Exons: 3
Biological process (GO): maturation of SSU-rRNA from tricistronic rRNA transcript (SSU-rRNA, 5.8S rRNA, LSU-rRNA); ribosomal small subunit assembly
Cellular component (GO): Pwp2p-containing subcomplex of 90S preribosome; small-subunit processome
Molecular function (GO): protein binding
Source: RefSeq, a predicted model, not a curated record
AUGAAAGCUAAGUUGACUUUAAGACAUCGUAAAAACCAAAGCAAGACUGAAACAUGUCCCUUUUUUUUGUCUUCAAGCAACACGUCUGAGACGUUACCUGUCUCCGCUACAAAGAACAUAGCGUGUGUGGGUCUCUCUCCUGAUGGAAACUUGGCGAUAGUAGUGGAUGAAGAUGGCGCAGCCUUGUUGGUCAGUCUCAUCACCCGAGCCGUCCUUCAUCACUUCCACUUUCACAAGCCUGUCAGCAGUAUCCGUUUCUCACCUGACGGCAGGAAGUUCAUUGUUACGAAGGAGAAUGUAGCUCUGAUGUACCACGCUCCCGGGAAGCAGCGGGAGUUUAACGCCUUCGUGUUAGACAAGAGCUACUACGGCCCUUACGACGAAACCACCUGCAUCGACUGGACAGACGACUCCAA